Molecule: messenger RNA, 1209 nt
Organism: Lycium ferocissimum
Lineage: Eukaryota; Viridiplantae; Streptophyta; Magnoliopsida; Solanales; Solanaceae
Product: F-box/kelch-repeat protein At3g23880-like
Exons: 1
Coding region: 1-1209 (402 amino acids)
Molecular function (GO): protein binding
Source: RefSeq, a predicted model, not a curated record
AUGUCAAGUAAUACAGAGAGUUACUCCCGAGAAGAACUUGUUAAUGAUCAUAUUUUAACGAGAUUACCUGUUAAAUCAUUGUUGCGAUACAAACGUGUGUGUAAAAGUUGGCGCGAUCUCAUCACAAGCUCGAGUUUCAUCAAAAAACACCUCGAUAACGAGAGUACUGGUACUCGUAAAAUAGUAGCCAAGUUUGGUGUUGACUACGACACCGAACCUUUGCCUACAAGGCAAUUUCAUAUUUACUUACUCCCUGAUAAAAUAUUUGCUGGAACUGUCCCUACUCAUCAGAGGACUUUUUAUAUCGAUGGUGUUAGUGAUUUCAGAGAUAUUCAUGGUCCAAUGAAUGGAAUUUUCCUAUUAGAGAAGGGACACUUCAUGGAUAAUAUUCGGUUUGCUUGGUGGAAUCCUGCAACGAAACAGAUUAGGCUUAUUCCUAAGUUCGAAUUUGAGCUCAAAGAAACGUUCAAUGAUUGUUGUCGUAUGCUUGGAAUGGGUUACGACAAAACAACUCAGGACUACAAAAUUAUAUCGUUUCGGACAUUUUGGGAUGAAUGGACGACCAAUCUUCAUCCCAAGAUUUUCGCUGCUCUGUAUUCGACGAAACAUGACUCGUGGAAGUACUUGGAACCGAAUUACUCACACGAAUGUCAAAUAUCAGUGACACAAAAUUUCACUUACAAAGAUGGACUUUAUCAUUGGAUGGCCAGUAGCCAGGUGAUAUGUGACCAGGACAAUGUGUUCAGAGUUCUAACAUUUGAUUUUGCAACUGAAUUAUUCGGGGAAAUGCCGGGCCCACCUAUUCCAGGCAAUAGCUGGACGACGCUAAUGUUACGCGGUGGAUCACUUGCAACUAUGGCCAGUAAUGAAGUCGCGAAGCCUAUGAUAGCGACAUAUGAUAUAUGGCAAAGGAUUCGAGAGAAUAAUUGGAUCAAAGUGUAUACGUUGAAUCCCCCGAUACCCUGGCAUUGGCCUAAUGGGAUGUGGGAGUAUGAUAAGUACAUUUUCGAACUAACGGAAACUUACAGGUUGGUGUUUUAUGAUCAGAGCGCUAAACAAGCAACGAAUCUUGGAUUCGAUUUUUUUCAACGUUUACAAUCUGGAUGGGCUUGGCCUUUAAAUUAUAAAGAGAGCUUAUUUCCAAUUCCAUUAAGGAGUGAAAAUCCCACUGAGCAGGAUAAUAUUGAAUAUUUCUUCGGAAAGUUUUAA